Acyrthosiphon pisum (pea aphid) is the source of this 1370-nucleotide messenger RNA. RefSeq lists its product as uncharacterized. The record is from RefSeq and is a predicted model, not a curated record. The coding region runs from base 627 to 1370 and encodes 247 amino acids. Lineage: Eukaryota; Metazoa; Arthropoda; Insecta; Hemiptera; Aphididae. The transcript is spliced from 7 exons.
CAACGACUUAAAUGUUCACUAUAAUUCUAUAUUGAAAUUUAUAGAACGAAUCAUUUUAUACGACGUCACUCAUGGCAACCAUUUAAAAACAAAAAUUUCGAUCUGAAAUCACAAAAUUCCCGUUUUAGCACCUACCGGGGUUGCUCCUCUCACGAUGAAAACUAUCCUAUCUUUUAAGUUGGACCAAAUUACACGCGGUGUAAAAAAUUUCAUCAAAAUCGGUUAAGUGGUUUAGGAGUCCAUUGAGGACAAACAUUGUGACACGAGAUUUAUAUAUAUUAUGGUUUAGGAGUCCAUUGAGGACAAACAUUGUGACACGAGAUUUAUAUAUAUUAAGAUAUAAUAUAUUCAUUAUCGGAAGAUGAUUCUUCCAUAAUCUUUACAAGGUAUAAAGAGUUUGUGAAUAGUAUGUUACUUAUCACUUUAGAUAGUCCUAUCGCUCAAACAACAGUGGCAGGAAACAUUUUUGCAGAACUUUUAUCCAAAAAUAUUCUUUCUAUGAUGACCAUCACUCAAGGGUGAUUAUUAAUUAUAUAUUUUUUUAAAUUAUAAAACAUUCUUAUUUCUGUUAGUAUUUUUGUUUUUGUAGAAUUGAUGAUGUUCUUAAAUAUUGGAAUGAUUUUUUGAUGGAUUUCCCUCAAUUUUUCACCUAUAUUGCUGCCAUUAUUGCUCCAUUAUUAUUAUCACAGAAUGGUACCUUUGAUUUCAACAGUUUAAAAGAUUCUUGUACAUCUAUACGACCAGACAAUUCUAGUAAAUUGUUCAUCGAAGUACUAUAUAAAAUUAAUAGUUCCAAGGAAGCGCUUAACAUUAAAGAAGAGAAACUAGGUGGUAUAUUGUGGAUUUACAACAAGUGGAACGCGUUAGAAAAUGUUCCUCUUGACGUUUUUGUGCCCAAUAACCAAAUAAAUAAUUAUUUCAAAAAAGAUCAAAUUGGAGUAUUCCUCUUAUCUAUUGCGAUUAAUGAUAAAAUGAGGUUCAUUGAUAAUAAACUACUCUACGAUAUAUUGCAAAGCUGGAUAUGUGCUAAUAUCAAUGCAGAAAUCAUUAAAACCACUUUGUUUGUGCAAGCAUUAACUAUUGCUAUUUUCAUUGUAUGUUUGAAAUUGAAUCAUUCUUAUGAGGAUUUCUUUGAAUCUAUUCAUUUGAAAUUAUUAACCUGUUAUAUUCAAUUUGAAUCACUCCCAGAAUAUGAAAUCAAGGAACGAGAAGUAAAAUGCAUGUCGGGCAUUCAAAUAAUGGCUGCUACACUCAAGCAUCCUGGAGGAAUGGUAAUAAAACUAUUCAAUAAGCUCUAUGAACAUAGAGUUAUAAGGAAAGAAUCGUUUGAACUAUUCAUAAAAGAAUAUGAAAAAAUAGCUGACAAAUAG